GGAAUGCGGCCUCUCUCCUGUAGGGGAACACCCACGCGCAUGUUCCCGCAUCACUCCAUAACCGAGACCAUGAACUACGACGUGAAGGCGUUCGGAUCGUCCCUCCCCGUGAAAGUCAUGGAAGUCCUGGCGUUGGCUGAAGAUGAUGAUCAGCUGACUGUUCGCAUAGAUGAAGGUGGAUGGGCUUGUCUGGUCUGCAGAGACAAGCUCAUUAUCUGGAAGAUUACUCUGUCCCCCAUUUCCAAGUUAUCUGUUUGCAAAGAACUUCAGCUGCCGCCCAGUGACUUCCAGCAGAGUGCGGACCUGGUGGCUCUCUCUUACUCGGCUACCUCGGGUGAAGCGCAUUCUACUCAGUCUGUUGCUGUCAUGGCUGCCACCAGAGAAGGAUCCGUUCGCUAUUGGCCAAGUCUUGCUCGGGAGGAUGCCUACACAGAGACUUGCGUAGAUUCGGGAGGUGAUAGGACUUACAAUUUCCUAACAGCGGUGCAGGGAGGAAGUUUUAUUCUGGCCGCGUCAGGGAGCCAGCUGAUCCGCCUGAUGCCUGAGAACUUGGGGAGGAUCCAUCAGCGGGCCCUGCCCCAGGGCCAAGGCGUGCUCUCCGGGCUGGGGCGGAAGGUUUCUUCUCUCCUGGGCAUUUUGUCGCCUAGCAGUGAUCUCAUAGGCGUGGGCCCCUCCUUCCGCGAGCUGGCUAAGGAGAAGCCUGAGGGUGCCCAGCGGCUCUUAAAGACGCACACCCAGCAUGGUGGCUGGUUCUCCUCCAGGACGCGCCAGAGCCUUGCCCACAGGGAGGGGGGCGUGGGCCCCUCCUUCCGCGACCUGGCUAAGGAGAAGCCUGAGGGUGCCCAGCGGCUCUUAAAGACGCACACCCAGCAUGGUGGCUGGUUCUCCUCCAGGACGCGCCAGAGCCUUGCCCACAGGGAGGGGGGAUCCGAAAGCAACUACGAAGCUAUUAAAGAGGGGGUCAACGUUCGGUAUUUGGAUUUGAAGCAAAACUGUGACGGGCUCCUGGUGCUGGCAGCCGCGUGGCACCCCGCAGACAGCCCCUGUCUCGUCUAUUACUCCCUCGUGACAGUGGAGGACAAUGGCUACCAGAUGUCAGAUGCAGUCACAGUAGAGGUCACUCAGUAUAACCCGCCUUUUCAGUCUGAAGAGUCGGCCAUGUGUCGGUUGAUGGUCCCUGACUUCUCCAACCAGACCACCUACCUGUACAGUGAGAACGCCGUCUUUGUGUGCUCCACCGGCACCGGCAAGUUCUCUCCUCCCCAGGAGAAGAUCGUCUUCAAUACCCAAGGGGACAGUAUUUUAGGAGCCGGUUCCUGUGGUGGUGUCCCGAUCCUUUUUUCUAGAAACAGUGGCUUGGUGUCUGUUACUUCCAGGGAAAACGUGUCCGUAUUAGCAGAGGACCUUGAAGAAUCGUUAGCAUCUUCAGUCGCUGGGCCCAGCAAUGAGAGUAUGGCUUUUGAGACCUCUGCAAAGAACGAGACCAUAGCCCAGGAGGAUAAAACCAGGUUGCUAAAAGCCGCUUUCCUGCAGUACUGCAGAAAAGAUUUGGGUCACGCUCAGGUGAUGGUCGAUGAGCUGUUUGCCUCCCACGCGGAUCUGGACUCCGACAGCGAACUGGACAGAGCUGUGGCCCAGAUCAGCAUGGACCUGGUGGACGACUACCCCGCCUCGGACCCGCGCUGGGCCGAGUCCGUCCCUGAGGAAGCUCCUGGGUUUAGCAACACAUCACUGAUCAUCCUGCACCAGCUGGAGGACAAGAUAAAGGCCCACGCUUUCCUCAUGGACUUCAUUCACCAGGUGGGCCUGUUUGGGCGCCUGCGCACUUCCCCAGUGAGAGGGGCGCCCAUGGCGACGCGGCGGCUGCUCUGUGAGCACGCAGAGAAGCUGUCGGCCGCCAUCGUCCUCAAGAACCACCACUCGCGGCUGCCUGAGCUCGUGAACACGGCCAUCCUGAUCGCUUUGCACAAGCGGGACUGUGACAUCCCGGCCAGCCUGACCCCCGCAGACGUCUUCUUCAGGGAGGUGUCGCAGGUGGAUACGAUCUGCGAGUGUUUGCUGGAACACGAGGAGCAAGUCUUAAAGGAGAUGUCUUUGGAAUCAGUAGAAUGGGCUGAGGUGGUGGUCAGUGUGAACAAUAUUCUCAAGGACAUGCUGCAGGCUGCUAGUCACUAUCGGCAAAACAGAGACUCCCUGUACAGCAGAGAGCCCCUGGAGAAGGAGCCUGAAUACAUUCCGUGGACGGCAACCAGCGGCCCUGCUGGCGUGCGAACAGCAAUAAUGCGCCAACAUGAGAUCGUCCUGAAAAGGGUUUAUCCGCAGGCAGACAGCAACCUCCGGAACAUUCUCAUAGAGCAGGUGGUCGCACUGAUCGACUGCUUCCUCGAUGGUUAUACUUGUCAGCUCAAGUCUCUGGACCGAUCCAGGGAUCAGGAAAGAUUUAACAACCUGGAGACUGAAUACGUGCAGAAGAGGUCAGACCUCUUGUCUCCGCUGCUCACGCUAGGCCAGCACUCGUGGGCUGCUUCAUUAGCAGAGAAAUACUGUGACUUUGAUAUCUUAGUGCAAAUGUGUGAGCAGACGGACAACCAGACCAGACUGCAGCGCUACAUGACCCAGUUUGCUGACCAGAAUUUUUCAGACUUUCUCUUCCGCUGGUACCUGGAGAAAGGGAAGAGGGGCAAGCUGCUCUCUCAGCCCGUUGCCCAGCACGGGCAGUUGGCGGACUUCCUGCAAGCGCAUGAGCACCUCAGCUGGCUGCAUGAGAUUAAUAGCCAAGAAUUAGAAAAGGCUCAUGCAACACUUCUGGGUUUGGCAAAUAUGGAAACUCGUUACUUUGCAAAGAAGAAAACCCUUCUUGGCUUGAGUAAAUUGGCUGCAUUAGCUUCAGAUUUUUCAGAAGAUCUACUGCAAGAGAAAAUUGAAGAAAUGGCCGAGCAGGAGCGCUUCCUGCUGCACCAGGAGACGCUGCCCGAGCCGCUGCUGGCGGAGAAGCAGCUGAGCCUCAGCUCCAUGCCCGUGCUGACCGCGCCGCAGCUCAUCAGCCUCUACGUCUGCGAGGAGAACGGAAGAGCUAACGAGUAUGAUUUCAAGAAGGCCCUGGACCUGCUGGAAUAUAUCGACGAGGAAGAAGAAAUAAAUAUAAACGACCUGAAACUGGAAAUCCUUUGCAAAGCUCUUCAGAGAGAUAACUGGUCCAGCUCUGAUGGUAAAGACGAUCCAAUUGAAGUAUCGAAAGACAGCAUAUUUGUGAAAAUCCUACAGAAACUUCUGAAAGAUGGCAUUCAGCUCAGCGAGUACCUGCCCGACGUGGAUGACCUGCUUCAGGCCGAGCAGCUCGGGGGCCUGAAGGCCAGUCCCUACUUCGCCUUCGUUUUGAAAGCAAAUUACGAAUAUUACGUCCAGGGACAGGGGUGACUUCCGGAAACGCCGUCAUCGCCGGGACUCGGCGACAGCUUCGUGGGAAAACGAUUGGCCUUAACCACCGGGCUUUCCGUGCCGUCUCACCUGUUCCGAUGCACAUGUUAGACUUUACCUGGCAGCUCCAGCAGCGCAGCUGUGCCCACCGUCCUGGUUUGAGUGACAUGGUGUUCCCUCGCCAC
Molecule: messenger RNA, 3602 nt
Organism: Myotis davidii
Lineage: Eukaryota; Metazoa; Chordata; Mammalia; Chiroptera; Vespertilionidae
Gene: NUP133
Product: nucleoporin 133kDa
Exons: 26
Coding region: 4-3417 (1137 amino acids)
Biological process (GO): protein import into nucleus; poly(A)+ mRNA export from nucleus; transcription-dependent tethering of RNA polymerase II gene DNA at nuclear periphery
Cellular component (GO): nuclear pore outer ring
Molecular function (GO): structural constituent of nuclear pore; protein binding
Source: RefSeq, a predicted model, not a curated record